GUGGCUGUGACGUCAUAAGUAGCGGCCGCACCGAGGAGGUAGUAGGGGAGGUGUCAGGGGCGCUAGGCGCGUGCUCCCGGCCAGGUUCUCAGCAGCGAACCCCCGCAGGCUAAGGCCCGUCCAGAAGCGCCCGACACGCCAAGCCCGGCGCACAGGGCCGGGGCGCUCAGACGCUCCUCCCCCUUGUCUUUGUGCCCGCCGGCAUUCCCGGUUCUGGCAGUUCUCUCCUUUUCCAGAUCAUCUUGGAAGACCAAGGGCUCAAAAAUGUUUCCUUUGAAGGAUGCUGAAAUGGGCGCCUUUACAUUCUUUGCUUCUGCUCUUCCACAUGAUGUUUGUGGAAGCAAUGGACUUCCUCUCACACCAAAUUCCAUCAAAAUUUUAGGACGCUUUCAAAUCCUUAAGACCAUCACCCAUCCCAGACUGUGCCAGUAUGUGGAUAUUUCUAGGGGAAAACAUGAAAGACUGGUGGUGGUGGCUGAGCACUGUGGACAGAGUUUGGAAGACUUGCUUCGAGAAAGGAAGCCUGUGAGCCAUUCAAAGGUUUUGUGCAUAGCAUUUGAAGUACUUCAGGGCUUGCAGUACAUGAACAAACAUGGUAUAGUACACCGGGCACUGUCUCCUCAUAAUAUCCUGUUGGAUCGAAAGGGUCAUAUUAAACUGGCUAAAUUUGGACUUUAUCACAUGACAGCUCAUGGUGAUGAUGUAGAUUUCCCAAUAGGGUAUCCAUCAUAUCUGGCACCUGAGGUCAUUGCACAAGGAAUUUUCAAAACAACUGAUCAUGUGCCAAGUGAAAAACCAUUGCCUUCUGGUCCCAAAUCAGAUGUGUGGUCUCUUGGGAUAAUUUUAUUUGAGCUUUGUAUAGGAAGAAAAUUAUUUCAGAGCUUGGAUAUAUCCGAAAGAUUAAAAUUUUUGCUUACUUUGGGGUGUGUAGAUGACACUAUAAUAGUUCUGGCUGAGGAGCAUGGUUGUCUGGAUAUCAUUAAGGAGCUUCCUGAAAAUGUGAUAACUGUUUUGAAGAAGUGCCUCACCUUCCAUCCUUCUAAGAGGCCAACCCCAGAUGAAUUGAUGAAGGACAAAGUGUUCAGUGAAGUGUCACCUCUGUACAUCCCUUUUAUCAAAACUGCCAGUCUGUUUUCAUCUUCUCUGAGAUGUGCUGACUUAACUCUGCCUGAGGAUAUCAGUGACUUGUGUAAAGGUGUAAACAGUGAUUACCUGGCAGAAAGAUCUAUUGAAGAAGUUUACUAUCUUUGGUGUUUGGCUGGAGGUGACUUGGAGAAAGAACUUAUAAACAAGGAAAUCAUUCGAUCCAAACCACCUAUCUGCACACUCCCCAAUUUUCUCUUUGAAGAUGGUGAAAGUUUUGGACAAGGCCGAGACAGAAGCUCACUCUUAGAUGAUACCACUGUGACAUUAUCUUUAUGCCAGCUAAGAAACAGAUUAAAAGAUGUUGGUGGAGAAGCAUUUUAUCCAUUACUUGAAGAUGACCAGUCUAAUUUACCUCAUUCGAACAGCAGUAAUGAGUUGUCUGCAGCUGCUACCCUCCCUCUAAUCAUUAGAGAGAGGGAUACAGAGUAUCAACUACACAGAAUUAUUCUCUUUGAUAGGCUGUUGAAGGCUUAUCCUUAUAAAAAAAAUCAAAUUUGGAAAGAAGCAAGAGUUGACAUUCCUCCUCUUAUGAGAGGUUUAACCUGGGCUGCUCUUCUGGGAGUUGAGGGAGCUAUUCAUACCAAGUAUGAUGCAAUUGAUAAAGACACUCCAAUUCCUACAGAUAGACAAAUUGAAGUGGAUAUUCCUCGCUGUCAUCAAUACGAUGAAUUAUUAUCAUCACCAGAAGGUCAUGCAAAAUUCAGACGUGUAUUAAAGGCUUGGGUAGUAUCUCAUCCUGAUCUUGUUUAUUGGCAAGGUCUUGACUCACUUUGUGCUCCAUUCCUGUAUCUAAAUUUCAAUAAUGAAGCCUUGGCUUAUGCAUGUAUGUCUGCUUUUAUUCCCAAAUACCUAUAUAACUUCUUCUUGAAAGACAACUCACAUGUAAUACAAGAGUACCUGACUGUGUUCUCUCAGAUGAUUGCAUUUCAUGAUCCAGAGCUGAGUAACCAUCUCAAUGAGAUUGGCUUCAUUCCUGAUCUGUACGCCAUUCCCUGGUUUCUCACUAUGUUUACUCAUGUGUUUCCACUGCACAAAAUUUUCCACCUCUGGGAUACGUUACUACUUGGAAACUCCUCUUUCCCGUUCUGUAUUGGAGUGGCCAUUCUCCAGCAGCUGCGAGACCGGCUUUUGGCCAAUGGCUUCAAUGAAUGCAUUCUUCUCUUCUCUGAUUUACCAGAAAUUGAUAUUGAACGCUGUGUACGAGAGUCGGUCAACCUGUUUUGCUGGACUCCUAAAAGUGCAACAUACAGACAGCAUGCUCAGCCUCCAAAGCCAACUUCUGAGAACAGUGGAGUCCGAAACACGCCGCCAUACUUCUCUGCUGACUGUGCAGAUCCUCCAAAGACAGACCUGUCAAGAGAAUCCAUCCCAUUAAAUGACCUAAAAUCAGAACUGUCACCCCGGAUUUCAGCAGAGGACCUGAUUGAAUUGUGUGAGCUCACGGUGACAGGCCACUUCAAAACACCCACCAAGAAAACGAAGUCCAGCAAGCCAAAGCUCCUGGUGGUUGACAUCCGAAAUUCUGAAGACUUUAUUCGGGGCCACAUUUCAGGCAGCAUCAACAUCCCAUUCAGUGCAGCAUUCACAACAGAAGGAGAGCUUAGCCAAGGCCCUUACACAACUAUGCUCCAGAACUUCAAGGGGAAGGUCAUUGUUAUCGUGGGACACGUGGCAAAACACACAGCAGAGUUUGCAGCUCAUCUUGUGAAGAUGAAAUAUCCAAGGGUCUGUAUUCUAGAUGGUGGCAUUAAUAAGAUCAAACCAACAGGCCUCCUCACUGUCCCAUCUCCUCAGAUAUGAAGGACCAACAGUGUGGCUGAGAAAAGAACCCUGUGGCAUCACCCUGAAGCACAGCUCUUUGGAGCCAUAUCGCAUGAGACGAGUGAUAUCAAGAUCAUUGAAUUGCCAUGGUUUUUUCAUGAGAGACUUUCGUAAAUCUUUUGCCUCAAAUGUUCAGCUAUCCAGGCAAGAAGCUUGACUGUACAUGUACUGCUGAAAGAAGGUUCUUAACAGUGAGAUCUGAUCGUGUAUUUUUACCACACUGCCACAUGAAGCCAGAGGAAUUCAGCUGACAAGAGAGAUUUAGCAUUAUCACAAAAUCUCAGUUCCACCGAGAAAGCUGCCCUCCAUUGCACUGAACAGACUGUCCCAACAAAGGUGUUUAGAAAUACAGACCAAAUAUGACCUGAAACCAUCACCUCUUCAUGAUAACAGAAACUGGAAAGCUAUUCACAAUGUACUCCUUAUAAAUAAAUGGGACAUUUGGGAACUCGCUUAACCCAAACAAGUCAUUUGUAUAUACUCAUACAGGUAUGUGUUUAGAGGGAGUAGUAGUUCACUGCAAAAAGUGCUAAUAGCACUCUCAGAAACCAGUCAGAUUUGCUAGAUUAUCUAUCCACUUCUGUAGCAGGAACUCAAAGAAUGGCUCAAAUCACUUUUCUAGUCUAUCUUCACACAAAAGUCUGCAUGGUUGAUGGGGGACUGCAGUUUUUUCUUUGUAAUUAUAUGAAGCCCGAAUCUUCCUGCUUUACCAAUCAGAAGUUUGGGUGGAAAGAUUCCUCAGCUCCCAUCAUUGUAUCUGCUGGAAGGAAGGGAAGGAAAGGGAAAGGGAGACAGAGGAAGGAAGUAGGAAGGGAAGAAGGAAGGAGGAGGAGCAGGGAGGAAGAAAGAGGCUGUUCUCCUUCCUUUCAAAGGCACAGACUGGAUUUUGUGCACAUUUUUGUCUUCGUAGCCCUGGCCUAGUAGAUGACAAAGCAAGCUGAGGGUGCCAUUGUCCACUGAGUGCUCUCUCCCAGCUCAGAAACUCUCACUACUGUGUGGAAAGAAGAAAAUCAUAUUGGUAGCCAGCUAGUAGCCUCUGCCUCUGCCUCUGCCUCUGCCAUGUUAUAUAAAAAAUUAAAUCCUGAGCUUUACUGACUCUAAGACAUGAUAAUUUAUGCACCACAAAUAUGUAACCUAAUAAACUAAGAUAUGCCAUCA
Nannospalax galili (Upper Galilee mountains blind mole rat) is the source of this 4125-nucleotide messenger RNA. It is a transcript of the gene Tbck, whose product is annotated as TBC1 domain containing kinase. The coding region runs from base 265 to 2946 and encodes 893 amino acids. The record is from RefSeq and is a predicted model, not a curated record. Gene Ontology annotation, biological process: protein phosphorylation. NCBI's taxonomy places the organism in Eukaryota, Metazoa, Chordata, Mammalia, Rodentia, Spalacidae. Gene Ontology annotation, molecular function: ATP binding; protein kinase activity. The transcript has 26 exons.